This is a messenger RNA of Balaenoptera acutorostrata (minke whale), 960 nucleotides long. RefSeq names its product cyclin-Y-like protein 1. The annotation marks the transcript as partial. The record is from RefSeq and is a predicted model, not a curated record. Gene Ontology annotation, biological process: regulation of canonical Wnt signaling pathway; regulation of protein kinase activity. NCBI's taxonomy places the organism in Eukaryota, Metazoa, Chordata, Mammalia, Artiodactyla, Balaenopteridae. Gene Ontology annotation, cellular component: plasma membrane. Gene Ontology annotation, molecular function: cyclin-dependent protein serine/threonine kinase activator activity. The transcript is spliced from 10 exons.
UGCAAAUCUAACAGCUUCUUUUCUUAAACUCUGUGUUUUAGGUAAUAUAGAAUAUAGCUGCCCUGCCACGAAUGAAUGUGAAAUCACAAAGCGCAGACGUAAAUCCUGCCAGGCUUGCCGCUUCAUGAAGUGUUUAAAAGUGGGCAUGCUCAAAGAAGGAGUGCGUCUUGACAGAGUACAUGGAGGUCGGCAGAAGUACAAGCGCAGAAUAGAUGCGGAGAACAGCCCGUACCUGAACCCUCAGUUGGUUCAGCCAGCCAAAAAGCCAUAUAACAAGAUUGUCUCACAUUUAUUGGUGGCUGAACCGGAGAAGAUCUAUGCCAUGCCUGACCCUACUGUUCCCGACAGUGACAUCAAAGCCCUCACUACACUGUGCGACUUGGCCGAUCGAGAAUUGGUGGUUAUCAUUGGAUGGGCGAAGCAUAUUCCAGACUUAGCUUUGGAACCAAACCCUUCUGACCACCCAAGGUCAAGCACAGUUUGUCUGAGCAAAUCUCAAACAGAGGUGCGGGAAAAGACGAAGAGCAACCCUUUAAACCAUGUUCCUAUUAUUCGGAUGUUGGAAGUCUUAGACUUACCAGAUCGUUUGACCUUAGCAAUAUAUUACCACAUAAAGAACAGAGAUGCAGAUAGAUCCUUGGAUAUUUUUGAUGAGAGAUUACAUCCACUCACACGAGAAAAGGUUCCAGAGGAAUACUUCGAGCAUGAUCCUGAACACAAAGUCAUUUACAGAUUUGUUUAUACUCUUUGUAGUGCCACACAUCUAACUGCUGAAACUGCAGUAAUAACUUUGGUUUACUUAGAAAGGCUUUUAACUUAUGCUGAGAUCGACAUUUGCCCCACUAACUGGAAAAGAAUUGUUUUGGGAACCAUUCUUCUUGUCUCCGAGCUUUGGGACGAUCAGGCUGUAUGGGAUGUGGUCUACUGCCAGAUCCUCAAGGACAUUACAGCUGGGGACAU